CCUGCGUCACCGUGAACGCUGUGACCUCGGGCAUGGAGAGGGACAUUUGGAGGCAUGUCCAAAAGUCAUGGACGAGCAAACAUACUGCUGUUUUGUUGAUUCUGUUGUGACAUAAAGCUAGCCAGAUAAUAUUUCAAGCAGUGAGGGACUACUGGCUGGUUGGGAGGCUGGUCAGAAACCGGACACUAUAUGCAGUCUGCAGUCAGACAAGCAGGCAGAAUUGGAAUCUAGACAAACUUUACACGAGUGGAUACACAUCUGGACUUGAAGAAAAGUGUACCUAGCAGACAGAUCGGCGGUGAACCCUCCUGACCGGGUGGCUGAAUGGCGUCAAGACAGGGAGACAUGCCAGCUCUAGAAUCUGGAUCGUCGUCCGGCGUCUUGGGUGCGCUGUCGUAUCCCAUUGGACUGACCCGGCACAAUAUGUGCUACGACGACCAAAUGGAUAUCCCGAUGCAUUCCCCACCUACGGACUUUGCUGUCAACAGCUUAUGGACAGACCCCGUCGUUCCAAACCGCAGGUUUAGGAAGACUGCAGAGGCAAGUGAGAAGAGUGGAAAGAUGAUGACUGCGGGAUUGGAGCCAGCCAAGUUCCCACUCCGUGUUGUGAAAGCCAAAGCCAGCUCUUUCAUGAGCUCUCUCACCAUAAAGCAGACCCAAGAGAACCUCCAAAGUUUUGAGCACCGGGCAGGACUGACUGACACUGGCUAUACCCCCCACAAGGGCCUGUCUGCUGAGGAGACUCGCUUUCGCCGCCUGGCUGACGGCACACAUCCCAAGCUGAGAAUGUCAAUCGGGGACUUGAAGGACGACAGGCUUACAACAUCAGCACAAUCCACACCAAGUGGGACCCCCUGCGUCACCCCCUCAGUCACCCCCUCGGUCACUCCCUCAGUCACCCCGUGCGUCAGCCCCCUUGCAUCACCGGCUGUCACUCGCAGGAGCUGGUUCCAGCGCAGUCCUGCACCCUUUCUCACACCAUUAGAUUCCAACAGUCCUAACCAUACAGCUGACAUGGGAGGAAACCAAGGAGGAGAGGACACGUGGAGCUUCUUUGGAACUCGCUCAGUGGUGCAGAAGUCCCCCACUCACCCAGGCUCUGAACCCAACACAGGCUUUUCACUUCAGUCCUACUUUGGCCUGCAGAGGUCCUCCACCAUAGCAGGCACCGGUGGCCAAGACAGCCUCACUGUGGGGGAUACUACCAGCUUCAUGCCUCCCAAAAUUGAAAUUGCUGGCGUGGACCCUCAGCAGCCACCCCCACGGCCACACAAACUCAAACCCCGGGACAUGAAUGUCUUAACACCGUCAAGCUUCUGACCAGACGCACAACAAUUACAUCUGUCAGACAUGUGCUUCCCUGCCUUCCUUCGUCCCUCGGCAGACGCCCCCCCCCCCUCCCCCUCUCCCCAAUGUAGUAUCAGUUGAUAGUAUUAGAUAUGAUCGCACUGUUACUACUUCCAGUGGACUGCAGCCUUGCACUCUCGUCCUUUUCUUCCAAUAGGAUCAAAUACAUGGGGAAAAUGUUCAAUAUCCCUCACAAGCCAUAGAUUAAUGUACAAUGACUUAUUUUAGUAGCAUUGGCAUGCAUCAAAAUGUCAUCUGGGUUCCAUGUCAGCCUUGACAUGAGAUUGAAGUUGUCAAGCUGUUCUUGUUUCCAUGGUGCAGCUUCAUACUAAAUUCAGUUUUGUUCUAUUUUGUUAAGACAGCACAGAUUUGUUGUCGCACUUUGUGCCCAAACCUGCAGCAGUGAUUUUUUUUUCUAAAUAUUUGGCUUUGUGAUGUCUCAAGUGUAAUUGGUGAGCUAAACAAGCUUUUAUAAUUAAGAUUACAACUUUUCAUGUUAACACUAUUCCCAUAGUUCAUAUUCUAAAUAUGUGUGUGUGGAUAUUUUGUAUUGGCUCACAAUAUAACUCAUGUUAGGAUACAAAGCAUUGCAGUGGUUGUUUUACAUUCAAUGUGUAUUUUUUUGUCAAAAACAUACUGGUCCCUAAAGUUAAAUUUGAAUUUGGUGAUGAGGUAAUUGCACAAGGGAGAUCGUACCUCCCACUUGCACGUGUAAAUAAAAAAAAAUCUGGGCAUU
Syngnathus acus (greater pipefish) is the source of this 2083-nucleotide messenger RNA. Its product is annotated as KIAA1191 ortholog. The transcript has 9 exons. Bases 325 to 1320 code for a protein of 331 amino acids. Gene Ontology annotation, cellular component: cytoplasm. The record is from RefSeq and is a predicted model, not a curated record. Lineage: Eukaryota; Metazoa; Chordata; Actinopteri; Syngnathiformes; Syngnathidae.